Molecule: messenger RNA, 1095 nt
Organism: Trichomonas vaginalis G3
Lineage: Eukaryota; Parabasalia; Trichomonadida; Trichomonadidae
Product: STKc AMPK-like domain-containing protein
Exons: 1
Coding region: 1-1095 (364 amino acids)
Biological process (GO): protein phosphorylation; intracellular signal transduction
Cellular component (GO): cytoplasm
Molecular function (GO): ATP binding; protein serine/threonine kinase activity
Source: RefSeq, a predicted model, not a curated record
AUGCAAAAUAUGGAGCCCGUGAAUGAUGUUAUUACACCCCCUACUCUCGAGAAUUACAGAUUCAUGGGUCCGAUUGGCAAAGGUUCCUUCUCAGUAGUCAAGAUUGUGGAAGAUUCUGUUUCCGGGCAACUUUUUGCUGCGAAAAUUAUUCCAAAAAACAAAUUAGUUGCUUCAAACUUAUCCGAAAGAUUCGAAACCGAAAUCAGAAUAAUCCGUCAGCUAAACCAUCCGGGCAUUGUACAAUUAUAUGAUUUAUUCAAAGAUGAAAAUAAUUAUUAUAUCAUAAUGGAGCUCUGUUCCAACGGAGAACUGUAUGAGCAAAUCAUCGAAAAUGAGAGACUAUCAGAAAUAGAAGCAAAAUAUUACAUGAAACAGAUUCUUGAAGCUUUAUGUUACGUUCAUAAUCUUGGCAUCUGUCAUCGCGAUAUCAAACCAGAAAAUAUUCUACUCGAUGAGCAAGGUCAUGCAAAAAUAUCCGAUUUUGGCCUUUCAAGAUUCGUAACUGCUGUUGGACUUGCAGAAACACCAUGUGGAUCUCCAUGUUACGCUUCUCCUGAGUGCAUAAGAGGUGGAUCGUAUGAUGGCAGAAAGAGCGACAUGUGGAGCUGCGGCGUACUCUGUUUCGCAAUGCUUACAGGCCAAUUACCGUGGACAAAAAGAAACCAAUCUCAAUUGUUCGAUCAAAUUCAAAAAGCCGAUUACUCAAUACCAUCUUAUGUUUCUGAGCUCGGAAAAAGAUUCAUUCGUGGUUUAAUGGAUCCAAACCCAGAAACAAGAUUAAACGUCGAACAAGCGUUAUCUCAUCCAUGGUUACAGUCAGCUCCUUCUCAUAAGUCUGUUACAGCGCCAAAAAAGCUUUCCGUAAGCCUCAGACAAGUCGAUAAGUUUUUCGAUAGAGAUACAAGUUCAAAUUACCUCGGGGAACUUCCUCUUUAUAAAUGCGCAAGCGUUACAUGCGGACCAAUCGAACGAUCCUUAGGUGGAGUCUAUUCUAACGAAAAAACUCAAUUAAGACAAACAGCGAGAGUUACAGCUAAUCAAUUACUAUUCAAGAAGCCUUCUCAUUGCAAUGGAAUUACAUCUAGACCCGUUUGA